AUGCAUGCAGCAACGCAGGGGGCCCCCCUGCUACCACAGGGGCCCCCUGGGGGGCCCCCCUGGGGGCCCCCCGGGGCCCCCGCAGGAGAGGGUACAGCUGAGAUGCCGCUGUAUUAUAAACGUAAGAAAAACACGCCAGAGCCCCUCUUGCUUCAGCAACAGCAGCAGCAGCAGCAGCAGCAGCAGCAGCAGCAGCAGCAGCAGCAACAGCAGCAGCAGCAGCAACAGCAGCAGCAGCAGCAACAGCAGCAGCAGCAACAGCAGCAAAUUGGAGACGUAUGA
Messenger RNA from Eimeria mitis, 282 nucleotides. RefSeq lists its product as uncharacterized. The transcript has a single exon. Lineage: Eukaryota; Apicomplexa; Conoidasida; Eucoccidiorida; Eimeriidae. The record is from RefSeq and is a predicted model, not a curated record. Bases 1 to 282 code for a protein of 93 amino acids.